CUUUUAAUUUCAUCUUUUUUUUUUUUUUUUUUUUUUUUUUGUCAUAUUCCGCCUGGUCCUUGCUGAAGGUGACCUGAAGCUCCCUAACUAGCAACUAACAUCAAAAACAAACCUAUAGAUAAUCAAUUAACGGCGUAUUCCUCAAUUGAAAGGCCAAGUGCCUGCUCUGUACAGACUGCCAACCCUAGCAUUUGUUCGAGGACGGUAACAGUCGAAGCGACACCACAGCCACCAUGGGUUCGACUGAAUUGCCAGCUAUGAAGACGAAGCCGAAGGUCAUCUUCUUCACGGACUUCGAUGGCACCAUCACUCUCAAAGAUAGCAAUGAUUACAUGACCGAUAACCUGGGUUAUGGACUGGAAAAGCGCCGUCAGGGCAAUAUCGACGUCCUCGAAGAUAAAAUCACGUUUCGAGACUCCUUCCGCGAGAUGCUUGACAGCGUCAAGACCCCCUUCAACGAAUGCAUCCGCAUCCUCCUCGAAAACAUGGAGCUCGACCCGCACUUCACCGAGUUCUACAACUGGGCGCGGGACAACAAUGUUCCCAUUGUCAUCCUGUCCUCCGGCAUGGUGCCCGUCAUCCACGCUCUGCUCGUCAAGCUCCUCGGCCAUGAGCCGGAUAAUAUCCAGAUUGUUGCCAACCAGGUUGCGAGCAGGGAUGGGAAGGAUAUCAAUUCUGAGGGCGGCUGGCAGAUUGUUUAUCAUGAUGAUAGCCACUUCGGCCACGACAAAUCCAUCGAAAUCAAACCAUACGCGGCCCUACCCGCAGGCGAACGGCCCACACUCCUCUACGCCGGUGAUGGCGUUUCGGACCUAUCAGCAGCGUCCCAGACGGACCUGCUCUUCGCGAAGAAGGGGAAAGACCUAGUAACAUACUGCCAACGCGAGAAAAUCCCCUACACACUCUUUGAGGACUGGUCCACUAUCCUGCAGACGACCAGGGAUAUUUAUGAGGGGAAGACGGACCCGAAGUCAGUUGCGGCGGCGGGUGUGUGAGUAGCGAAAUGGGAGGAGGAGUUAUGCGGUGUAUGGUAUCGUAUAUACUACAGUAGAUAUUCAUAAAGAGAUAGGUAAAGAGAAAGAGAGUGGAGAGGGGAUCGGCAAAAUCUGCGAUAUCUGUCUUCUGGUACUGGUAUAGAAUUAGAUACCAAGUUUUAGAGUAGAGGGUCCCCUUGUGUUUUCGCUCAUCUUCACAUUUUUGAAAGACUGGAAAUAGAUAUACAAUACAAAUCUCUGGGUGAGAUUAUAUGACUCUAUUCAUAUGAAUAAAUGAAUAGAAUGUUGUGCUAUAUGACUUUCUAUUUUCUCUACUUAUUGUAUAUAGCAUCAAUUCAUGAAAAUAUGUUAACAUAUAAAUAUGAAA
Molecule: messenger RNA, 1362 nt
Organism: Blastomyces gilchristii SLH14081
Lineage: Eukaryota; Fungi; Ascomycota; Eurotiomycetes; Onygenales; Ajellomycetaceae
Product: phosphoserine phosphatase
Exons: 6
Coding region: 234-995 (253 amino acids)
Molecular function (GO): phosphatase activity
Source: RefSeq, a predicted model, not a curated record